UCCGACUAUAGUACAGUGGUCAGAUGAGUCGGAUUAAUCAAGUGUGGUUACGAGUGAUAUUUUGACAUUAUAACGUAGGUGCUACAAAAAAGGCAGCAAUGAAAGCUUGACUUUUAAUCUAGGGUAAAUCAUUAUAUUUACCCUUGUGAUAUAUUAUUUCGGUGUUUUAUAGGAUUCAAGCACAAUUGAUGAUAACAUUAAAAAGUGCAGGUGAAAUAUGUGCAAAAAAUGCGUGGAAAGUGAAAAAAAUAGUGCAACAAAUGUGUGAAAAGUGGUAAAAUUUCGGGAAAAAAACGUGCCCUUCAUUACACGAUUUUCUUUCUUUUGAGUUUAACAUUUAAAUUCAAUCUAUGAAUCGUUUUCAGAUAUACUAUUUUCAAUUACCAUAUUGUUAUUAUUUUCACACACACUUUCAAACGUAUGCUCUUGUUACUGUGAAAACACGAAGAUAAUUGAGUCGUACAAAAUGGCUGAGAACUUUCGAAAGCACAAUUAAAGCGAUUUCGACUUUAAUUCAGAGAGAAAACUAUCUGAAUAAAAAUAAUUACGGUGAUUCAUUCACUAUAUCUGGUUUCAAAUAAUAUAAAAGUAUGUUGAGACGAUAUUGAGCUCCUUAUUGUAGAGUAGAAGAGUUGCGCGCGCGUGUGUGUGUGUGUGUGUGUAUAUACAGAAGAGUGAAAAGGAGAGUGUGACUGGCUGAAGGGUGAAAGGGAGUGUGUGACAUGUUCAUCCAAACUCAACAGAUUAAUAGCGUAAACAACAACACCAGCAGCAGUAAUAACAAUACUGCUCAUCAUAACAAAAAGCGUAAAUUGGAUUACAACGUCAGUCAUCCAGCGAUCCAGCACGCAUUGGUUCAAUCGACCGGAGACUACCAAGUAGAUAGUUCUACUUUGCAAAGAUAUUCUGCGAAUAGUACUAGUGCUGCAUUUGUUGCACUGCAUAAUAAUGCACUUCAAAAAAGUCCGAAUCAGCAGACUUUGGUGCGAGCAUCUACGAUCAAGCUCUUAGAUACAUACCAUCGCUGUGGCCAAAAAAGAAAAACUUGGUCAAGGGAGGGUAAUGACGUGUUGGCAGUUCAACCUGCUAACUCAACAAAUCAACUGAGUAGUACAGUAGUGUCACAACGUCAAUCUCAACAACAACAACAACAACAACAACAACAACAGCAACAACCAUCCCAUUUCCAAUCACAUCAACAACAAACACAGCCAACGCAGCAACAUAAACAAAAUAUCAUGACGUCUCACAGCAAACAAGUUGGUGCUAGUGGUAAUGGAACUAGUAAUCCGCAAAGUGAUGGAGACUAUCAAUUAGUUCAGCAUGAAGUCUUGUAUUCUACAACUCAUCAGUACGAAGUCCUUGAAUUUCUUGGACGGGGUACCUUCGGACAAGUCGUAAAAUGCUGGAAAAAAGGAACCAACGAAAUUGUUGCUAUCAAAAUACUUAAAAACCAUCCUUCAUAUGCUCGCCAGGGACAAAUUGAGGUUUCAAUUCUGUCACGAUUGAGUCAGGAAAAUGCAGAUGAAUUUAAUUUUGUACGUGCUUAUGAAUGUUUUCAACAUAAAUCUCAUACCUGUCUGGUAUUUGAGAUGUUGGAACAAAAUCUUUACGAUUUUCUUAAGCAAAACAAAUUUUCGCCUUUACCACUCAAGUACAUAAGACCUAUUCUACAACAAGUUCUUACUGCACUGCUCAAACUUAAGCAAUUAGGACUAAUUCAUGCGGAUUUAAAACCAGAGAAUAUUAUGCUAGUAGAUCCAGUACGCCAACCUUAUCGUGUGAAAGUAAUUGAUUUCGGGUCUGCUUCUCACGUUUCAAAAGCUGUAUGCAAUACUUAUCUGCAGUCACGAUAUUAUCGCGCUCCAGAAAUCAUUCUUGGACUUCCUUUUUGCGAAGCGAUAGAUAUGUGGUCCCUUGGCUGUGUUGUUGCUGAGUUGUUUCUUGGUUGGCCUCUUUAUCCUGGAAGCUCGGAAUAUGAUCAAAUUCGAUACAUUAGCCAAACUCAGGGUUUACCUACAGAACACAUGCUUAAUAAUGCGAGUAAAACCACUAAAUUUUUCUACAGAGAUAUGGAUAGCACGUACCCAUUUUGGCGUCUCAAGACCCCAGAAGAACAUGAAGCUGAGACAGGUAUUAAAUCAAAAGAGGCGAGAAAAUAUAUUUUCAACUGUUUAGACGACAUUGGCCAGGUUAACGUACCGACAGACUUGGAAGGUGGUCAGUUGCUUGCGGAAAAGGCUGAUAGACGAGAAUUUAUUGAUCUUUUAAAAAGGAUGUUAACUAUGGACCAGGUAGAACGACGUAUAACACCUGGUGAGGCGUUGAAUCAUGCAUUUGUCACUUUAGCACACCUCGUAGAUUACGCUCACUGUAAUAACGUGAAAGCAUCCGUGCAAAUGAUGGAAGUCUGCAGAAGAGCGGGUGAUUUUACAACAAGCCCAACUCAUCAUCAAGCGCCAUCUGCACCUCAGCCACCACCUACUUCUCUUGUUGCGAAUUUCGUUCCAACUACAAAUGGUAGCGCAGUUACUCUCACAUUCAAUAAUCAGCUUACAAAUCAAGUACAGCGAUUAGUUCGGGAGCAUAGAGGCGCCCAAACUGGAUAUGAUAAUUUAUAUCAAAUAUACAGUAACAAUAGUCGCAGGGCAACCCAGUAUAGUGGAUCAUCUAAUGGAUCUAAUAAUGGACGAAGUGGAGUUCACGAUUUCCCACAUCAACUUGUACCUGGAAUUUUGUGCCCACCUCCCGGAUACCAGACCAUGUCAAGUCCAGCAAAGCAUGUUGUUGUAACUCAGCCACCUCAAACACAACAAGCACCAUUGCAAAUCCAACCAUCGAUUAUUUCCCAACAAGCAGUCGCUGCAGCUACUGCAGCAGCUCAGCAACAAUAUGCUGCAGUUCCUGUUUCUAUGGUAGAAACUGGACGACAAAUGCUGCUAACUAAUGCAGUGCAAACAUCUUGGCCUACCGGAAGCCGACAAAUGACAGCUAUUGUUCCAUCAUGGCAACAAUUACCACCUCAGCAUGCAACAAUUCAACAGCCAAUUCUUAGUGAUACUAGUGACUGGGGAAGACCUCUGAUAGUAGAUAGUUCUGCGAUACUGCAGGAUCAGCGGCCCGUAUUUCCUGUGACCGAAGUUUAUAAUACAAGCACUUUAGUGGAACAUCCAUCACAAACUUGGAAUAAACGUAGUGUAGCUAAACAUCAUCAGCAUCAUCUUACUGUACCUCAACAAUCUCAACACAGACAUGAACACAAAAAAGAAAUUCAACAGCUCAGUCCAGUAAAAAAAAGAGUUAAGGAAAGUACACCACCUAGUAGCUCAAGAAGAUAUUCACCAUCAACUGGGCAGUGGCAACAACAAUCAACACAAUCACAUCAUCACAGUGGAAAACAUCUUAGUACUCACACCAAUGAACAAUCGCAAACUGCAGCUGUUAAACAGCAGACUAUCACAAUUCAUGACACACCAUCACCUGCCGUUUCAGUUAUUACUAUCAGUGACAGUGAAGACGAAACAACUGGAAAGUGUACUCAAUCGACUUCGCGCAUUGUACAAAAUUCUCAACCAAUGCAUUCAACCGCUAUUCAAUCUCAUAGUAACUCCCAUAAUCCAACCAGAGCUCAGCGUAAGAAUGUCAUUAGUUGCGUAACUGUAGGUGAUAGUGAUGGCGAAGGAAGUCCUGGCAGAGCACAUGCUUACUUGCAUCAACAAGCUCAUUUACCACAACUUCCACAAGUUCAACAAGCAACACAGCACAUCAAACACGAACCACAGUUGCAACAUCACGUUAGUUCUGGUUAUUCUCAACAAUCUCAAAAAAAACGAUUAUUAGCGAAAGUUCAAUCUGAGUGUAACAUGAUGAAUGUUGCGACAAAACCUGAGCCAGGUGUUGAGUAUCUAGCUCCUCAUCCAUGUCACGCGCCAUCAUGUAAAGAACCGCCAACUUAUCAGGACGAUGCCUAUGAUAUGCAUAACUACUUAUUGCAGUACGUAACCACCAGCAGUGCACACCCACAUCUGCAAGAACAGCAUAUAGUUUAUGCAACUGGUGCUGAUAAACGCGUUUCUUGGCCGGGCAAAAGAACAGAGUACAAACACGAGUAUGUGCAGCCUCCAGCCGCGCAUUCGAGAGAUCACCAAAAGUGGACGGUGGCAAAUCCCAUUCAUCAAUAUAGGCAGAACCAGGUCGUAACCUCUGCGACACAUCCAAAUCAUAACCACGGCCACCAUGGACAUUCGGCUCAUUUAAGUCCAGGUGGUAGUGGCAGUGGUCGAAGUCCCGCUGCUGUCCCGGUAGUUGGUGGUACCCAACAUUUAGGACAACCUCUCUAUCAAGAAUAUGCGCAUGUUCGUUCGCGUGUGCCACCACCUGUCUAUGUUACGGCAGCACCAUCACAGAAUCCUUCUGCAAUCCAACAACAGCCAAUGCCUACCUACCAGGGAUUCACACCCGGGUGGGUACCUAGACACCUAGUUGAUACAUGCAUCUCAUCUCCUUUGACAUUGUAUGAGUCUAGCCGCACUUUACCACCACCAGCGCACCAUAGCUCAACACGUCCAUUGCUGACUAGCCAUGCAACUCAUCCAUUGCCUGCUCACAUGCAGCCGACUGCCGUAUAUGGUUUAGCUCCUCUCUCUCCUUCUAAGCAUCAGUAUCAGCCAUCCAGUCUGUGGUUCACCGAGUGAUUGGUAUUCUAGUAUAUCAAAGAAAAACGUAUUCUGGAUGAGUAAAAACGUAACUGAAUACACUAAACAGAAUUAUGAUUGAAUAUCUACAUACAAAUUGCGUAGAGUGAAGAAAAAGUAGUGAAUAGAUAUUUUAACAAAAUAAAAUUGUAUUUAUUUUUAA
Messenger RNA from Microplitis demolitor, 4857 nucleotides. It is a transcript of the gene Hipk, whose product is annotated as homeodomain-interacting protein kinase 2. Lineage: Eukaryota; Metazoa; Arthropoda; Insecta; Hymenoptera; Braconidae. The transcript is spliced from 15 exons. Gene Ontology annotation, cellular component: nucleus; cytoplasm. The coding region runs from base 723 to 4694 and encodes 1323 amino acids. Gene Ontology annotation, biological process: peptidyl-serine phosphorylation; peptidyl-threonine phosphorylation. The record is from RefSeq and is a predicted model, not a curated record. Gene Ontology annotation, molecular function: protein serine/threonine kinase activity; protein tyrosine kinase activity; ATP binding.